Molecule: messenger RNA, 2492 nt
Organism: Myripristis murdjan (pinecone soldierfish)
Lineage: Eukaryota; Metazoa; Chordata; Actinopteri; Holocentriformes; Holocentridae
Product: spastin-like
Exons: 16
Coding region: 260-1696 (478 amino acids)
Cellular component (GO): microtubule cytoskeleton
Molecular function (GO): ATP binding; ATP hydrolysis activity
Source: RefSeq, a predicted model, not a curated record
GCUCGACGCGGCACUUCCGGUACUCCUCUCUCGCCGUAGCUGCUCUUCGGUAGCAAAACCGGAGCUCGCGUGGAGUUGUUUAUGUCGAGAUGAAGCACAAGACUAGCUGUUAUCUUUUUGGGCUGAUCAGUUUUUAUGAGCUCAUGGGCUGCGGUUUGACCCGGUUAUAGAUACAUAAAAAACGACGUUUCCUGAGUCCGAGUAACGAGCAGCGAACCGUUGGGUCGCGUUUCACAGGCGCGAGCGACGCGGCGGAGUCAUGUCUUCCAAAAUAAACAUCCCAAAGAGCAAAGACAGCGGAGAAGUUGUUAAAAACCACCACAAGCAGGCGUUUGAGCACAUCUCAAAGGCCCUGAGGAUCGACGAGGACGAUAAAGGUGUAAAGGAGGAAGCCGUGCAGUGGUACAAAAAGGGCAUUGUGGAGCUGGAAAGAGGCAUUUCAAUCGAGAUAACAGGACAAGGAGAGCAAUAUGACCGGGCAAAGAGACUUCAAGAUAAAAUGGUCACUAAUCUCACCAUGGCGAGAGAGAGACUUGCACUACUAGAGACUACACUGGCAUCUAAAAGGAGAAGCGAUCCUCCAAAGGCCUCAAAUCACCUUCUCCCCCAGCCAAAGCCUGUUCCCAAAAGUCAGUUUGGGGCUGGUGGUGUGUCCAGUACCGUCAAACCCUCUGCUACUGCCAGACCGGGACCCAGGUCCAACGAUGUAAAGGUUACCCCACGAGCGGGAAGAGGUCAUAAUGGAAGACCUGCUGCUGCGAGGCCACCCCAAAAGAGGGAUAUGAAAAACUUUAAGAAUGUGGACAGCAAACUGGCCAACUUGAUUCUGAAUGAAAUUGUUGAUGGUGGAACAACAGUGUCUUUUGAGGACAUCGCUGGACAGGAACUGGCCAAGCAAGCACUCCAAGAGAUUGUUAUCCUCCCUGCCUUACGACCAGAGCUCUUUACCGGCCUGAGAGCACCGGCGCGAGGUUUGCUGUUAUUUGGCCCUCCUGGAAAUGGGAAAACCAUGCUGGCCAAAGCGGUUGCAAUGGAGUCAAAUGCUACGUUCUUCAACAUCAGUGCUGCCAGCUUGACCUCGAAAUAUGUGGGAGAGGGCGAGAAGCUUGUCAGAGCUUUGUUUGCAGUCGCCAGAGAACUACAGCCAUCCAUCAUCUUUAUUGAUGAAAUCGACAGCCUGCUCUGUGAGAGAAGAGAGGGAGAACACGAUGCCAGUCGUCGACUAAAAACUGAGUUCCUCAUCGAGUUUGAUGGGGUGCAGUCAGGAGGCGGUGACAGAGUGCUGGUAAUGGGAGCGACCAACAGGCCUCAGGAGCUUGAUGAAGCAGUGCUCAGGCGCUUUGCGAAAAGGGUGUAUGUGAGCUUGCCAAAUCAAGAGACAAGAUUCAAGCUGCUAAAAAAUCUUUUGGGAAAGCAUGGGAGCCCACUUAGCCAAGGAGACCUGUCCCGACUUGCAAAAACAACUGCAGGAUACUCAGGAAGUGAUCUCACUUCUUUAGCCAAAGAUGCUGCACUUGGGCCAAUUAGGGAGCUGGGACCAGAGCAGGUCAGGAGUAUGGCUGCCAGUGAGAUGCGGAACAUCAAGUAUAAAGACUUUGAGGAGUCCCUGAAGCGAAUAAAGCCCAGCGUCAGCCCACAGACUCUUGAUAUGUACACCAAGUGGAACAAAGACUUUGGCGACACGACAUCGUUUUGAAACCCGGUAGCUCAUUUGCACUUAAAGAAAUCGGUGAAAAUAAAUUAACAGUUUGAAUAUUCAGUGUUGCUCCUCCAGGUAAAAAAUGAAAUUGACGAAUUUGAGGACUACCAUCUAAAUGUAUUUGUAAAAUCCUUGCACUGUACAUAGUAUAAAUAUUGAGAAAAGAGAAUCACUAUGAGCAAGCCUCCUGUUUUAUGGAAUGCUUUGCUAAUUAUUGGGAUUUUUUAUGAGUUUCUUUUCAGUGUUAUGUCUUAAAUGUGCUCUUUAAAUACUACUGCUGCCUGAUAUUGCAUAUUUAUUCUCAACUACUCCAUGCAAAACUAGAAUAUUGUGUUUUCUUGCCUCAAGAGGGCAGCAAAUUUCUGUAAAUCAUGACAUACAACAGGCUGGCUGGUAGAUUGAUGAUCACAUUUAUUGGUAAAGUGUGUUAUUGACAAGCUGAUGAAAUCAAUCACUAAUUUCUCACUGCACUUACCACAAGACCAGAGUGACAAUAUAAGGAUAACGAUUUCCUAAAUUGAAUGCAUUAAUUAUAAUGUAUCUUAAUCCGGGUUUGUGUAAUUUUUUUGCGGAGAAGUUUUCAUUUCAUAUACAGGUAAAGAUUUAAACACAUGACUUUUGACAUGGCAUGAUUUGAAAGUAGGAGGCCUAAUGGUUUGCUUAAGAUUCACACUUUUUUUUCCCUUACAUCCAUGAGUUUUGACACAUUUAGUAGAAUAGCAUCUCUUUGAGAGGAACUGUGUGUGGCUGCUACUUCCCUUGCACAAUAAUAAAUGUUAAAGAACUCUCUUAA